AUGUCUCAUGCGGGGGAUGUUCUUGCUGAUGGUCAGCAACUCCGUCCUGGGUUGGGUUUUUCUCAUAUUGAAAGAAGAAAAAAAAUGAGAGUUGGAAGCAUGACGAGACAAAGACACCAAGUGAACAUUUGACCAAUUAUGAUUUAGACACGUUUGCAACGCACCAUGGCGAUAAGGGAGCUCAAAGUGUGCCUUUUGGGGGACACAGGAGUCGGCAAGUCCAGCAUUGUCUGCCGCUUUGUGCAGGACCACUUUGACCACAACAUCAGCCCCACCAUAGGAGCGUCGUUCCUGACCAAGACAGUGCCGAGCGGAAAUGAACUACAUAAAUUCCUCAUCUGGGACACGGCGGGACAGGAGAGGUUCCACUCGUUAGCACCUAUGUACUACAGAGGAUCGGCGGCGGCUGUCAUUGUGUAUGACAUCACUAAGCUGGACUCGUUCCAGACACUGAAGAAGUGGGUGAAGGAACUGAAGGAGCACGGGCCCGAGGACAUUGUUGUCGCCAUCGCAGGGAACAAGAACGAUUUAGGAGACAUCAGGGAAGUACCCAUGAAGGAGGCCAAGGAGUUUGCCGAAUCAAUCGCUGCCAUCUUCAUCGAGACGAGCGCCAGGAACGCUGUCAACGUGGAGGAGCUCUUCCAGAAAAUCAGCAAACAGAUUCCGCCGCUGGAAAAUCCCGACACGGAGAUCAACCAGUCUUUCAAACUGACCCGGCAGCCGGCUCUGUCCAGCAGGAAGUGUUGCUAGUCGUGCUGCGGCACUGCUUUGCUGAACAAAACACUUCCACUUUCAGUAUUUCUCAAAUGCCGUCCUCUGGUGGCGUGAGGCUGAAUUGCAACCCCAGUCUGUACGGUAAAGUCCAGAGCUUAUUACGUAGAAAGGAACAAGUGGUAGAAAAUGGAUAGCUGGAUGGAAUACUUACACCACUUUUCCCUUCCCUCAAAGCACUGUGGCUCUUAAACGGUAGCAGUUUUGAUCCUAAUUCCACUUUUAUUUGUACAGAAUGUAGCACAGGUGCAGCCUUUUAUUCCGCUAAUUUGAUGUUUUUAAGGGUUUUACCAAUGCUGCUCACAAUAACUGUCAUGGUGGUUACAGUAUAGCGCCCCCUGCUAAAAUACUGUAAGCCUUCACCUAAUAGAAUUGUUUACAUUGACUCAUGUGCCUUGUGUUUUCACGACAGGGACCAUGUGCGUCUUUCCAUGUGUUGUUACCCAAAAAGUGUUCUACAUUCUACUUUUUUGUACGAUUAAGCAUGUGGAAAGUCUUUUAGUGUCAUAAAACAGGGGUGUCGAACGUACGGCCCGGGGGCCGGAUCAGGCCCGCGAACGGGUGUUAUCCAGCCCGCGGGAUUUGAUUUGAUUUUUAUUAAGGAUCUCUAUUAGCUGGUUGCCACAACAACCCACUAGUCUUCCUGGGGUCCACAAACUCAAUACAAUUAAAACAUAUAAUUGUAACAGAAACAAUUAAAAGCAUCAAUAAAAAAAACAAGCAAACAAUUUACAGUCACAGGAUAAUAAUUACCAUACAAAUAUAACUACACAAUACAAAACCAAACAAAAAUCAUCAAUAAGCAAACUAAUUUACAGACUCAGAUAAGUUUGCUAAGUAUAAAAAUGAACCUGAAAUUUUUGAAUGAAAGAAACAGUUGUUCUAAAUGUGUCCACUAGAUGUCACAAUAGCAAUUCUUUGUAUUUUUGUAGAUCAGUGGUUCUUGACCUGGGUUCGAUGGAACCCUAGGGGUUCGGUGAGUCGGGCUCAGGGGUUCGGCGGAGGUCAAGACACACCCGACUCAUCGUGUAAAUAAAAACUUCUCCCUAUCGGCGUAUUACGGAUACAACAACAGCAGAAGUCAGACUGAUUUGCAGGUGUGUCAUUUGUUGUGAGUUUAUGCACUGUGUUGGUUUUGUUGUUUGAACAAGGUGAUGUUCAUGCACGCUUCAUUUUGUGCACCAGUAAAAAAAACACUUUAGUAUGGGGAACAUAUUCACCAUUAAUUAGUUGCUUAUUAACAUGCAAAUUAGUAACAUAUUGGCUCUUAACUAGUCAUUAUUAAGUACUUAUUAAUGCCUUAUUCGGCAUGGCCUUAUUAUAACCCUAACCCUAACCAAAUAACUCUAAAUUAAGUCUUUGUUACUUAGAAUAUGUUCCCCAUACUAAAGUGUUACCAAAAACAUAUAACUUUGUCUUGAAUUUGAAAAAAACAACAUUUUAUUUUUCACUAAAGAAGGGUUGGGUGAAUGCGCGUAUGAAACUGGUGGGGUUCGGUACCUCCAACAAGGUUAAGAACCACUAUUGUAGAUGAUGCUACAUACAUGUAUGUACAGAAAAAUAAACCACAUGAUGAUAGUGCACCAGUCGAGGAAAAUAAGCAAACUACAUAAAUAACAUCCUGUAAUUUGAUUUUGAUAGUUUUUUUAUCUUGAUAGAUUGAAAAUAAACACCAAUGAGUUGACUGAUUAACAUUACCACAUAAUUUAUUCAGAAAAUAAAAAUAACGACAAAUAAAGUAUAUGUGCAAUUAACAGCAACAGGUAAUUGUAAAAACAAACAAACCCAACAACAUUAGGAUUUGUACACUUUCAGAAUGUGCUUGUUCUAUUUUCAAACAAAGACUAUCUUGAUAGAUUGAAAAUGAACACCAAUGAGUUGACUGAUUAACAUUAGCACAUAAUUUAUUCAGAAAGUAUAAAUAACGACAAAUAAAGUAUACAGUUUGUACUUUUUCCUUGCCCUGAUGUGGGAUCUGAACUGAGGCUGUCGUUGUGGCUUGUGCAGCCCUUUGAGACACUUGUGAAUUAGGGCUAUAUAAAUAAACAUUGAUUGAUUGAUUGAUAUUAACCGCAACAGGUAAUUGUAACAAAAAACGUUAUGAUUUGUACAAUUUCAGAAUGAGCUUGUUCUAUUUUUAAACAAAGAAAACAAUCUGAAGUUGUCUUUAUUUUAAAGUUAUUGUGCCGUGAUUUUACCAGUCCGGUUCAUUUGGGAGUGGAUUUUCCUCCCAUGCGGCCCCCAGAUGUAAAAUGAGUUUGACACCCCUGUCAUAAACUAACAUGUUAUACUGUAUAUGAGGCAGGUUUUUGCAGCAAUCCUGCGUCCUCUGGCCACAUUUCAUCACGUUCUCAUCUCAUAGAUGCUGAAACUCAUUGAGCUUACAAGGGGAUCACACCAGGUGGCCACCAAUCAGGUGGGAGCGGAGCUGCACAUUACCUGGUAAAGAAGUAAAUGACUUUACAUUCAGUGCCUUUUUUUUCUGGCAAGAAUCAUGCAUGCUGUUCUUGUAUCCUGUGUAACUUCUUUAUGUAAUUAAUCAAUGUAAUAAAAUUGUGAUUAUUCUA
Molecule: messenger RNA, 3338 nt
Organism: Entelurus aequoreus (snake pipefish)
Lineage: Eukaryota; Metazoa; Chordata; Actinopteri; Syngnathiformes; Syngnathidae
Gene: rab31
Product: RAB31, member RAS oncogene family
Exons: 7
Coding region: 166-750 (194 amino acids)
Molecular function (GO): GTP binding; GTPase activity
Source: RefSeq, a predicted model, not a curated record